Messenger RNA from Pogonomyrmex barbatus (red harvester ant), 1075 nucleotides. It is a transcript of the gene per, whose product is annotated as period circadian regulator. Gene Ontology annotation, molecular function: transcription cis-regulatory region binding; transcription corepressor binding. Gene Ontology annotation, biological process: negative regulation of transcription by RNA polymerase II; entrainment of circadian clock by photoperiod; circadian regulation of gene expression. Lineage: Eukaryota; Metazoa; Arthropoda; Insecta; Hymenoptera; Formicidae. Gene Ontology annotation, cellular component: nucleus; cytoplasm. The record is from RefSeq and is a predicted model, not a curated record.
UCUUUUCAUAAUGUUUCCACUGUAAAUAAAAAUAGGUGUAACAUAUUUCUUGGAGAAGUGAGAAAUUAACGUGCGACUCUAUUUUAAUCUCGCCGGCCGUCGCUGAUCGUCGAAAGGGUGGGCGGGAAUGGAGGCAACUUCGCACCGAUGUAUUGGUUGCCGCGUCGCAGGACGUGGGCGCGGGUGGCCCGCGCUCACGUGUCUCAGAACGUGCGGCCGACUUCUCGCGGCGGAGGAUCAAGUCGAGGCCGCGCCGCACCGGCGGCUCACUUCAGUUCGCGUGUAGAGACCCGCGAGCGUCGAGCUCGCAGUGUGUCCCGUCGUCGCGCGCCUCGAGCGAUCAACCGAGUUGCAAAUCGAAGAAUUCCUACUUCUUAUUUCCGCCUUUUCUCCGUCGAUCCUUCCUGAUCCACAAUCGAGAGCGAAGUGAAAGAUGAAUCGCGAACUCGACGGGAGUGCGCGGUGAGGGAGAGGGAAAGGGAGAAUCUCUUUUUUUUUCUUUUUCGAGAGGAAACCAUACUUUAGACGGGAAAAGAGAGGAAGCGCGCAGGAUGGAGGAGAAUGCCAAAGUGUCAGAUUCGGGAUACUCCAAUACUUGCAGCCAAUCGCAACGCAGUAGCGGUAGCUCAAACUCAAACUCGAGGAGUAAUCGUUCCGAAAGCAGUGGCUACUGUGGCAGACGUCCUUCGACCUUCGGAUCCAGCAAUGAGGCGUUACCACAGCCGAUUAGCAAGAAGAAGGAUAAGGAGCAUAGGAAGAAGAAGUCGAAAACGGUGACGGCGUGUAACGCUGCCGAAGCGGAAGUUGACCCAAAAACGGUGAACCCGCUGCCGGAAGUCGCAUCAUAUAACGCCGUUACGCCAGCGAACGUCGUACUUGACAAGAAACCAGGUUGGUUACGAUCUGCAAAAAAUCGGGAACGAGUGCACGCGAAUGGCUCACGGCUCUUGUUUCAUCGUACACGAGAUAAAAGUAAUAUAUGGGACAUCCGGUCGCAUAAACUGAAUGAGCGCAAGUCUGCGCUCUCGGAUCAUUUUCUUAGACUAUUAUUAAUUUAAAAAAAUCAAGAGACGAU